Messenger RNA from Antechinus flavipes (yellow-footed antechinus), 798 nucleotides. It is a transcript of the gene SAYSD1, whose product is annotated as SAYSVFN motif domain containing 1. The record is from RefSeq and is a predicted model, not a curated record. The coding region runs from base 4 to 498 and encodes 164 amino acids. Lineage: Eukaryota; Metazoa; Chordata; Mammalia; Dasyuromorphia; Dasyuridae. The transcript has 2 exons.
UCCAUGGAGCAACGGUUAGCGGCGUUCCGGGCCUCCCGGAAGCGAGCCGAGCUAGAGGGAGGGCCCAGCAGCUCGGGGAGGAGCGGAAAAGCUCCGGGAGAGAAUGUGGCGGCUUCCCCGUCGCCGUCUCAGGCGCAAGGGGGCCCGGGCGGUAGCGCUAAGGAAACACUUGAGACUCAAGGAAGCCCACUACAGAAUCCAACAGCUGUUUCUUCAUCACGAUGGGACCAAUUCUUUCUCCCUAAUGUUAUAUUCUUGAAGGUGGCACUUUGGUUGGUCUUACUGGGACUGUUUGUAGAACUAGAGUUUGGCCUGGUUUAUUUUGUUCUUUCCCUGUUUUAUUGGAUGUAUGUCGGCACCCGUGGUCCUGGAGAAAAGAAGAAAGGAGAAAAGAGUGCUUACUCUGUGUUUAACCCUGGCUGUGAACCCAUCCAAGGAACCCUGACUGCAGAACAAUUUGAGCGAGAAUUACAAUUUCAUCCCCUGGCUGGGAGAUAGUCCUUGUUCUCCUGAGUUUUCUGCCACUUCGGUAUUCUUGGGCUGUCUAGCUCCUCUGAACCCAGACUGGAAUUAAUAUGGGCAAUCUUUUGUCCAUGAGUGGUAACUUUGUUCUUGGAAUUCCAUUUAUCCAUCCAUUCACCUCUUUUUUCCUGUCUGCUGUUAUAGUACCAAUGUAUUUGUUUUCAUUUCCAUCUUUAAAUUUUCUUUUUUUCUGAGAGUCACUAAAAUCCAAUAUCACAAUUGAUCUGGUGUCAUUUCCAAAAAUAACAUCUUUAAUAAAAACUUCUCUUUCUGAUA